UGAGUUUCUUUUCACGUGCAUUUUUGAAAACAUGGCUCGACUACGGAGGAGAUCUUGCGUCCUUCUUAUUCUCUUCGGGCUCUUCGUGCUCGGGACUCUGAUGGGAUUAAGGACUCUGAAGCCGAGUGAUGAAUUCUCAGAUCUGGACGUUUUGCCCAUCAAGGGGGCGAAAGUUGACAGGCACGUCGUUGUCAGCGAUGUCCUGUCAUCUGCCGGUCAGGAACGUGUUGUAGCAAGUAACGCAAAACCAGCCGGCUCAAACCCGAGCACUGACAGAGGUGUAUCCUACGACGUUCAUAUAUUUUACUACAGCUGGUAUGGGAACCCGCAGACGGAUGAGAGAUACUUGCAUUGGGACCAUAUUCUGGUGCCACACUGGGACCCAAAAAUCGCCGCCAGUUAUCCGAGAGGAAGGCAUGUUCCCCCUGAAGACAUCGGCUCGAGUUUUUACCCUGAACUGGGGCCGUACAGCUCCAGGGAUCCGGAAGUGCUGGAGUAUCACAUGGAGCAAAUUAGCACGGCAGGGGCAGGUGUGGUGGUUCUGUCCUGGUAUCCUCUGGGUUUGGCUGAUGAUCAUGGGGAGCCUUUUGAAGAUUUGGUACCAUGGAUCUUGGAUGCUGCACUAAGGCACAAUUUAAAAGUGGCGUUUCAUAUCCAGGCCUAUAAAGGAAGGACUAACCAUAGCUUACAUAACAACGUCAAAUACAUCAUUGACAGGUAUGGAGAUCAUGGGGCUUUUUACCGCUUCCGCAUCAGCAAUGGGAAAGUGCUGCCUCUUUUCUAUAUCUACGACUCUUACCUGACUCCUACUGAGGCUUGGGCAGACUUACUAACCUCCACAGGCUUUCACAGUCUGCGUGGAACCCAGUACGAUGGUUUCUUCAUUGCACUCAUUGUGGAUGAGAAACACAAGCAUGACAUCCUUGCUGGAGGAUUUGAUGGGAUGUAUACAUAUUUUGCCUCGAACGGAUUCUCCUAUGGCUCCUCUCAUCAAAACUGGGAGGGCCUCAAGGCCUUUUGUGAUGGUAACAAUCUGCUCUUUGUGCCAUGUGUGGGCCCUGGCUAUAUUGACACCAGUAUACGACCCUGGAACAACCAUAACACUCGCAACAGAGUAAACGGCCGAUAUUACGAAACUGGUCUACAAGCAGCACUGAAUGUGAGGCCUGAGAUCGUUUCCAUCACGUCCUUCAACGAGUGGCAUGAGGGCACACAGAUUGAGAGGGCAGUACCUAAAAAGACCAUAAGGAGGGUGUACCUGGACUACCAGCCACACGAGCCUGAUCUUUAUAUAGAACUAACUAGGACGUGGGUUGAGCAGUUUCGUAAAGAGAAAGAGCGAUGGAAUGUUUGACAUGGAGUUGUUUGGAAUA
Messenger RNA from Tachysurus vachellii, 1373 nucleotides. Its product is annotated as glycoprotein endo-alpha-1,2-mannosidase-like protein. The transcript is spliced from 4 exons. Bases 32 to 1354 code for a protein of 440 amino acids. NCBI's taxonomy places the organism in Eukaryota, Metazoa, Chordata, Actinopteri, Siluriformes, Bagridae. Gene Ontology annotation, cellular component: Golgi apparatus. The record is from RefSeq and is a predicted model, not a curated record. Gene Ontology annotation, molecular function: alpha-mannosidase activity.